Molecule: messenger RNA, 1557 nt
Organism: Durio zibethinus
Lineage: Eukaryota; Viridiplantae; Streptophyta; Magnoliopsida; Malvales; Malvaceae
Source: RefSeq, a predicted model, not a curated record
CCGUAAUUUAAAUCUCCACCUAUUUAAUCUCAGACCGCCCACCACGAUAAGAACAAAAGAAAAGCAAACAAUUUUCAACAAUCUGUUUAAUCUUUUUAGUUAUUUUAAUUUUCCCCUUAUGAAUGAGUGAUUAAAGCGUAGAACUCUGAUUACAACGUUGAAAUCGAAGGAUUUAAUUUCAAAUUCGAGAUCUCUCCAUGGCCGCCCCUUUUUUUUCUACACCUUUUCAACCUUACGUUUAUCAGAGUCAGCAAGAUGCCCUGAUCCCAUUUCAAAUAUUGGGUGGUGAGGCUCAAAUAGUUCAGAUAAUGCUGAAGCCUCAAGAAAAGGUUAUCGCAAAACCUGGCUCUAUGUGCUUCAUGUCUGGGUCCAUUGAAAUGGAAAACACUUAUGUCCCUGAAAACGAGGUAGGCAUGUGGCAGUGGCUUUUUGGCAAGAAUGUAACUAGUAUUGCUCUUCGCAAUCCUGGUCCAAAUGAUGGAUUUGUUGGAGUUGCUGCACCUUCUCUUGCAAGGAUUCUUCCGAUUGAUUUAGCAAUGUUUGGUGGAGAGCUUUUAUGUCAGCCAGAUGCAUUUCUUUGCUCCAUCAAUGAUGUGAAGGUCAAUAAUACAGUUGAUCAGCGGCCACGGAAUGCCGUAACUGGUGUAGAGGGAUUUCUGAGGCAGAAGUUAUCUGGUCAGGGGCUUGCAUUUAUUAUUGCUGGUGGAUCUGUUGUGCAGAAAAAUCUCGAGGUGGGUGAGGUAUUGGCGGUUGAUAUGUCAUGUAUUGUGGCCCUUACUGCUUCCAUCGAUGUCCAAAUCAAAUAUAAUGGUCCAAUGAGACGAGCGGUCUUUGGGGGUGACAAUUUGGUGACAGCUGUUCUAACGGGACCCGGUAUUGUAUUCAUCCAGAGUUUGCCAUUUCAUCGAUUUUCACAGCGAAUCGCUAGGGCAGUUACAUCUCCAAACAUGAGGGAAAAUCCAAAGUUUUUCGUUCAGAUAGCCAUAUUCUUUUUUCUAGCAUAUGUGGUGAUUGUAUCUUCAUUAAUAUUGACCGAUGUCUGAAAAUGCCUUUCCAUCUUUAACUUCUAUUUAACCAAUGUACGAUUCUUUUUUUUCCUUUUCUUAAACCUAGUUUAAGUAGGUCAAAGUGUUUGCGUACUAUUGUUUUUUUCUGAAACUUAAACAUUAAGUUCUUCAAAGAAAAGAAAUUUUGGGUAUCUAAAAAUUCUUUUGUUUUGAUUGGGAAUGCUCGAUGCUGGGAAUUCUGGGUACCGUCAAUUUGUUCAAGGGUAAUGGUGUAGUACGUAUCAAUCCCUGCAUUAAAAAAAAAAUGAAAAACUAACCAUUAAUUUUACAAAUUGAUAUUUUAAUUAUAGAAAGUUCUAUCACAAUCGUCCUUUUUUCAUUAGUUGAGUGAUUUAUAAAUAAUAUACGGAUUAAAGUCAUAUUUGUAGUUUAUUAUAAGCAAUGUUGAAUUUCGUCAUUGUCGUUAGUUCCCAUAAAUUUUGUUGAUUUUUUAAAUGUAAAAUAACUAAAUUAAUUGGAGUUUGUCAUUUAUUAAUAGAGUAAAAUUCUU